GCAUGUGUGUCGGCGCCCCGCCCCAUUGAGCACCGCGCCCCCCCUUGUCGGUCCUGCGAAGGUGCGCGCGCCGCGUGCUCGUUGCCUGGCAGGCUAGCUUCACAAAAUGAAAAAAAUGCCAUAGGGGCCGGCUCUUCCUUCGCGCCCGGGUGGGGCAUUGUGUUGCCUACCCGCCCGCCCGAUCGUCGCUCGGUGGCGCGGCCUCUGUGCCAUUCAUCACAUGCUUCCCUGCCCAGCAGACAUUGUUGGCCCGGGGGGCAGUGGUUGGCCCAGUCGGCCGCCGCCCGCCCAGGUUCGUCCGCAGUGCAGACUAAUGAUUGGCCUGCCUUAGGCUUGGGCUUCGGCUUGGGCGUGGCUCACACAUGGCUUCGCGCCUUCGCCAUCUCCGUUUUCCUCGCUCCUGCAGCUGCAUUCAAGUUCUUGCAAUUGGUGCUCGUUCGGCGCAGAUUUCAAGCCCGGCAUACGCCAUUUUGAAGCCUUGAGCCCUCUGAGGGAAGGAAAGAUGAUCGCGUGUAGAUGUUGUUUGUGGGCAAGAUCAAAGCUGUGGUUAGCAGUGGCA
Molecule: messenger RNA, 559 nt
Organism: Amoebophrya sp. A120
Lineage: Eukaryota; Dinophyceae; Syndiniales; Amoebophryaceae
Source: the annotation of a GenBank genome assembly